Messenger RNA from Nannizzia gypsea CBS 118893, 708 nucleotides. RefSeq names its product translin. Gene Ontology annotation, biological process: RNA metabolic process. NCBI's taxonomy places the organism in Eukaryota, Fungi, Ascomycota, Eurotiomycetes, Onygenales, Arthrodermataceae. Gene Ontology annotation, molecular function: RNA binding; sequence-specific DNA binding; single-stranded DNA binding. The transcript has 8 exons. The coding region runs from base 1 to 708 and encodes 235 amino acids. Gene Ontology annotation, cellular component: cytoplasm; nucleus. The record is from RefSeq and is a predicted model, not a curated record.
AUGAUUGACUCGGCUAUCUUCGAGAGCUUACAGGUGAAAAUCGAUGAAGAAUCUAAGAUCCGUGAUGAAAUCCAAGAUAUCGUCCAGGAGCUCUCUAAGCGAGGCAGAGCUGUCCAGGCACUUCUCUCACGAGCUCACUCUACGCCUCCCUCUCAAAUAAACCCCAUCCUUGACGAUGCCACAAGAGAGAUCUCAGCGCAGCGAGAGGACAUCGCCAAGCUGGUUACUGUUGCCUCAAAGCACCCUUUCUACAAAUAUAACUACCUCUGGACUAAAGAGUUGCAGAACUUGGUCUUCUCGAUCGAAUUCUGCAGCUGGCUUGGUGGUAUGAAGGGAGCUGUUGACGAAAACACGACCUUCAUGACCAUUGAAGAUGUGGGGAAGUUCCUUGCCGUUCCGGUCAAUCUGAAGGACCAGGAUGCCUUCCACCUUACCAUUGAAGAGUAUUUGCAUGCUCUUAUCUCUCUCGUCGAGGAACUGUCUCGUCUUGCCGUCAACUCGGUUACCCUUGGGGAUUACACCAGGCCUCUACAGAUCCAUACCUUCAUCUCUGACCUUCACGCAGGCUUCCAGCUCCUGAACCUCAAGAAUGAUUCCCUGAGGAAACGGGGUGACGGAAUCAAGUAUAACGUCAAAAAGGUUGAGGACGUAGUGUAUGACCUAUCCCUCAGAAACUUAAUCCCUAAGAAGGGAGCCAGCGACGAAUAA